UCUCUAUUUCUGUGUCCUCCUCUCUUUCCUUCUCUCUGUCUUUUUGCGGACCAGCAAGCUCAGACUUUGCACUAGUUACUUUCCCUUUUUUUGUGGAUUUAUUUCCCUCUGCAUGCUGUUGCUUGCUCAGUGGCAGACAUCUCCUCGGCUCUGACUGGACUACAUCUCUGUAGCAUGUGUUUCUGCAAUCAGUCAGUGCUGGACUAAAGUCACAGGUCACAACUGGCUAAGUGCGUCUCUCUAAAUGAUUGUCUUUUUCCUCUGAGGUAGGUGGUGUUUUUUGGGGUUUUUUUUGUCCUUGACUACCUAAUGAGUACAAUCUCUAAAUAAUCUGGAGACAAAAGAGCAUCAGAAGGGACAAUGAAGAAAAUCCAGCCUUUCACCAUUGGGACUAAACUGUCUGUCCCUAAUGGAGCUAAAUGUCACGACUGUGUGGACAUCGUCCUUCCUGCUCCAGCUCUGGAAAGCAGAGACACGAAUGACAGAAUGUCACUUAGCCAUGGACAGACAGAGUCCACGAAACAUAAUCCUACAGCUAUUGAAGAUGGAUCUGAGGAGGAGAGGGACUCGGUCUCUCCAGCGGCUUCCUUGAGGUCCAUCAGGAAAAUCGCCAUCUGUGGGAUGACUGAGAUGGAGCAUGACUGUGCUGUCAUAAAUCUGACUAAAUGCCCCAGCACAUGUGAGCCUAACCAGAGGCAAAGCUCAGCUGAAAAACAAAAACACAUUGAGAGGAAAUUUGUUGACAAGUCCUUCCCACUAUUAGAGACAGAACCAUGGAGGAAGAUGAAAAAUCUUCAGUAUGAUUAUGGAAUCCCAGCAUUCCCAAUUGAGCACCCUGGUGAUGCAUCUAUCAGCCAGGAGCGAGACCUCAAGGACUUUGAGAAUUCACUCAUACAACUGACGACAAGUCUUGACUUGAAGGAUGAUGCAGAGGGGGUUGUUCUAAAGAAGGCCACUGUGGUGGGAGAGUGCACUGACAAAUCAUGGUUGAAGAUCAGGACUAUUUUCCAAGAGCAGCAGGAGCUUGUUCUGGCACUGGAUGUAUCAGCGUUUUAUCAUCACGCAGACGCCAUCAUAAACACCAUUAAUAGCAAGAAGAGUAGUCUACAUGCAACAAAUCUCCAAAGUGGAGACAGGAAGGAGAAUGAGAUCAGAAAAAUAUCUAGUCAGAUCAAGAUGCUGAACGAAUCUGCAGCUUUGCUCUCCACCAUCCACCCAGUCCUGGCCAGCCGAGUGGCACGCAAGCAGGCUGAGGUGAAGGAGAGCUGGGCUGUGGUCCAGGAUGCUGUCGGCGGGUUAGGCAAGGGAGAUGGUAACACUCAAAUAACUGCAGCACAGAACUCUGCUGAGCCUGAACCUCAUGGUGUAAUGGAAAAACACGUCAAAGAGGAACAAAACCGUCUGCGAGGAGCUGAGGACCCAUGGGUGUAUAGAAUGCUAAGUCUCACUGAAGAGCCCUCCUCAGAGAGCCCGGGUCCCCUGGCCGGACCGAACUGCCGCAGAACGAACAGUAUCACUGAAAACUCAGAAAGCAGGGACCAGCUGGGACUGCUGGACUGCUUAACCCCACAAAAGCCUUUCAGACAACCGUUAACCGAGUUCAGCACAUCAGCUGACAGUGUUUCCCAGUCAUUGUUGGAAACCCACAUAUGUGUUCCACUUGGUGAGGAUGAGGAGAGCUCAAAGCACUCACAGGAACACAGAAGCUCCGAGAAUGAGGAGCUCCUAGGCCAGAUGGAAGUACUUUGGGAGGGACUGAGGAAGAGAUAUGAGCUGGUGAUAGCACCAGACCCAGCACACCCAGAACACCCAGCAGACAAGGAGUUUCAUCUGACAGAUGAUGAGACAGCACAGAUGUUUCUAGAACUCCCCUAUGCAAACCAUCCCCCAAAGAAUGUGGAGGAGUGCAGAUCUGGAAUGCUUGAAAAGUUUCUCGAGCUUCUGGAUCACAGGGAUUCUCCAGCUCUUCAGAAUGGCUCUGGAAUCUCUGAAUGUAAUGAGGCAUUUCCGGGUGUGUCCGGUGAUCUGAAUAAAUGUGUGUGUGCCCACAACCAAGGCCAAUCAAAUCAGGAGCUACUAAACCUGCAGCUGUCUACAUUAACUCUACGCAUGAACGAGCAUCUCGCACACUGUGCUGAGCUCAGCAUGGAUAUGCUGGACAUGGAGGCUGACGUGUUCAUACUUUGUGACCCAGAACAUUGUGGAGUGGGAUGUCUACAGGAACAGCAGGAUGGUUUGGAGGUUGACUAUCUCCUCAUUGAAAGGGAGGUGGAAGGCAUGGAGAUUUUGGUGAGGUCACUCCAGGUUCCUCUCGGAGACAUGGAUGAACUUCUCACAGGGGAAGUUCAGCCAGUCCUGCAAAUCUGGGAAGAAGUGCGUCACAACAUGGAAGAGAACAGAGAACGUCUGGCUAAAUUCAACCAAUUACGGGACUAUUUUACCAGCUACCUGGAACUGAUUGAAUGGACAGAGAGCACCAGAUCUGCCAUCCUAUCAGGCAGUACUGCUGAUCAGUGGAAAGACAUAGAGGUGCAGCAGAUGAACAGUGGACUUGAACAGAAACUGCUGGAGUUUGAUCAACUGGCUGCAGCUGGUCAGAGGCUAGAGGAUGAAGGGAAUUACCCAAAGGAGACUAUUAAGGAAAGGACUGAGGAGCUGAGGGGAAUGUUGGGAUGGAUUCAGGCCAACUGGAAAACUCAGAGAGAGCAGCUUAGUCAAAAGAAGAACCUUUUUGUAAAUAUGGAUCCACUGAAGAGAGAGGAGAUGCAGAGUACUGCAAUGGAACUUGGAAUAAAGGUGGAUUUCCCUGGGCUUGCGGUCCAGGAGUCCUACCCUGUCCACAGCUCUCUGAGCAGUAGCAUUCGCCUCAUCCUCAGCUCCGAUGACCAGUCAGCAUGUAUUAGGCAAGUGUUUAAACCACCUUCACUUAGCAGCCGGGAAGAACAUGCACAGCUGCUACCAGGAAGAAACAAGACACAAUGUCAACAGUCAUCAAUCACUAACUCUGGAGGUCUGCAACUCUGCAAUGAAUCAGUCAUCGGUCAUAGCAAAGAACAGAAAAAGGAUACAAACCCAGCAUGCGUGCAGCAAUCGCAAACAAAUCCAGCACAUGUACAACCAUCGCAAACAAACCCUGCACACAUGCAACCAUCACAAACAAACCCAGCACAUGUUCAGCAAUCGCAAACAAACCCAGCACACGUGCAACCAUCGCAAGACAUUUUUCAGAUGCAACAGUCAGAUAGAACAGUCAAUCAAACACUGAAGCAACAGUCACUUGGCAACAUUCAGAUACAAAGGCAACAAUCACUAUCCAAUGAAGAAUUGGAAUGGCAACAGUCACCAAAUAUGAUGCAAGUACAACACCACCAGUCACCAGGCAACAUGAUGCAAAUACAACACCACCAGUCGCCAGGCAACCAUUUGGAGUCACCAACAAACAACAAAGAGCAGAGAACAGAGCAGAAACACAGUGCAGAAUCACCAGCUACUCGUCAUGUUCAACGGCAGCAGCUGCCAAGAACUACUCCGAUAUAUCAUCAGUUAUUAAACAACAUACCAGAGUCUGGUGACUCAGAAAUUCACUUAGCAGAGAAGAAACAAUUGAUAGGUAAUGAUGAAAUAUGUUUCGCAUCACCCCAAAACUUGGAUCAAUUGCAGAACCAUUUGUGUAAAAGUGGAAAAGAAAAGACAUCUAGCAACUGUGGCCAACACAGUUCACAGCUUAUUCUACAGUCACCCAAAACAAAUCACAUGAAGGACCAGCGGUUGUCUGGCAAAAAGCCACAGUCAUCAAGCAACAACCAGACACAGCUGGCAGCUGAGGGAACCCACAGGGUAACCACAUAUCUGCAUGUUACAGACGUUUCCAAACUCACAGACAGACCAUCAGAGAUGGAGGAAAGUGCAGCAGUGUCCCUACCGUCUUCAUCUUUCUCACCCUGCUCUCAAUCACCUUCAUCUUCCUCAUUCCCCCAUCCAAGCUUGUAUGGAGUAAUAUCCCCUCAGAGCUGUGAGACACCCAAGGCAGAUUCUGUGGGCUUGGAACAACCAAUGAGAACCAACCGCCGGAGACACAUGACCCUCAGCAUUAUUCAGUGUGCCCAUUGCAAUACAUCAUCACACUGGUUCCGAGGGAGAUGUAACACCUGGCCAGAAGGUAGAAAGAGGCAUCCCAUCAACACUGAACACCAGGGGUUUAAGAAAGAGGAUUCAUUUCGUGUGAUAUGUACAGAAGAACCAUACCCAGAUAAUGCUUUGAGGGACAACUUGCUAUCAAAAGUGGAGAUACCCAGCAAACCAAACAAUAACAUGUGCCCUUAUCUGUCCCUGGGGUCCACUCUCAGAGUUUCGCUACCCCAGGAUGUCAAAGUGCUUUGCCAUAGUGCUUCACAUGUGCAGAGCCCUGUGAAGGGUGAAUAUUCUUCAGCCAGUUCAGGUGUAACCGACUCAAACAACCAACCUUCACUGGCAGGAGGCGCCGAGCCAAGUCUGAUUCUGCAGCACACACCACAAGCACAGGUAGAGAUGCAACCAGUUACUGAUAAUAAUUCACUAAUGCAACCAGACCAUGAAGCAUUUCAUAUGUUAGACAAAGUAUUAUUCAGUCCUAUUUCUGAGAAAAAGGACCAACAACCUGACAAAACCCAACUAAGAUCUCAAGCAGAAUGUGAGAAGAUGAGAUCUGCUAUGGAACAUGGUCAUUUGGAAGUUAAAGGAAAACACCAAGACUUUGAGCAACACACCAAUGAUGAACAAUGCAUUGAGUUAAAGGAACCUUUCACAGUGAGUGACCCCACAGCUAGCUCUUACAGUCUGCUUUGCAACUCUUCAUCAUACAAGCACAAUUGCCUUAGUGUUCACACCAGGAUCAAGGAUCUGAAUACGCAUGUGUACCACAUGUCCGGACACUUGCAGUGGAAUUCUCAGACGAAUUCUGUCUUGUUAGGAGUGAAAGGUCCAAUCCAGCUGGCUGAUUCAAGUCUGGGCUCAAGCAAGCUGAAGCGUGUAGUAGUUUGCGGAGAGAGAGAAUGUGCAGUGUGCUGCUCUGCUCCAGAUGAGGGGCUCGUGGCGUCCGCAGCAGCUGCGGAGACAGACAACAUGGCCACAGUGCCGCGGUUUACUCACCAGCAGUUCCUGGAGGAUGAGGAGGAACUGAAGGAUAUCUGGAAAGGAAAAACAGACGACAUUGCAUCAGGCUGGGACACUGGGAGAGGAACUGGCCACAAGACGGCUGUAUCAGGGUUUUCUGUGAGAAACGACAAAGGACCAGUGGCACUCUGACUCCAUGGAAUGGAACUCAAGAUAAUAUUUCAUACAUCUGGCAUAUUACAGCCAUAUUACUUUAAAGUACAUUUGUAUAAUUUAUUUGUAGGCUUAGCAUUUGUUAAUAAUGUUGCAAAGAUUUUUUUUUUUUAAAUCAAGAUUUAAGGGGUUGUAAGCUGGUGUAAGACGACACUAUAUUUCAGUUUACACGAAUUCAUUAUUUGUGCAGUUACACAACCUUGAGAUCUGUUGUACAACAACUGUCACAUAUUUACAAUAUUCCCCAGAAUCAUCUAAUCUAAUCUCCAACUGCACACUAAACAUAAUCAGCAUUUGCGUGAGUUUUUGCGUCAAAAACACGGCCGCUGCCUGUGAGCCACCAUCAGAUGGCGCACUCGCCGCACGACUGCGGUACACCGGCAGUAUCGCAGGGAAAAGCAAAAAACCGGAAGAGAGGUGGAUUUGCAUCCGCUUAUGUUGUGUUCCACCACUCCCAUAACAGCUGAUCUGGGGGUCAACGGGAUUUAAAGUCAAGACUGCAAAAUAAUAAUAAUAAUAAAAAAAUAAAUAAAUCACUUCGCUAUGAGAAGCGCUUGCGUGUUCAAAUUUUACGGGUUUGCAUAAGAUGAAAAUAAGCCCAGUGUCCAUGUGUGUAGUGUUGGUAGUGGCACAUUUCACUGGCCCAGUUUCACAAUGAUAGCAGCCCAGUGUCUUUUAUUAUACCACAUUUAAUGGAGCAUGCCAAGUGUUUCGGUGUCAUUAAAUCAUUAUAUUCUAAAUAUCCUAAACACUUUUCGCAAUCUUUACACAUAAACUAUACUAUUACACUGUAUAAUUUUUUUUUCUUUUCUUUUUUUUUUUGUCUACAACGACUUUACAAUAGGUGAUGUAUAAUAAAGGCAAUCGUGUCUGGAUAUCGAUCUGUGCGUUUAACGAAAAUGACCGACAACGUAGCCAGCAAGUCCUUCAGGAAAGGUGGGGGUCUACCCACCCCACCCCAACCCAGACGUAAC
This is a messenger RNA of Electrophorus electricus (electric eel), 6278 nucleotides long. RefSeq lists its product as uncharacterized. NCBI's taxonomy places the organism in Eukaryota, Metazoa, Chordata, Actinopteri, Gymnotiformes, Gymnotidae. The record is from RefSeq and is a predicted model, not a curated record.